AUGGCGUCGCCCUACACGCUGCAGCGCUCGUCGGCGUGCGGCAGCCAGUCGGUGGCCACCCCGGUGGCGCGGCGAGACCUCCACGCGCUGCGCAACGGCCAGGACAGCCUGGAUAGCAGCCCGCGCUGCCCGCUGGCCUGGUCGCCGCCAGCCAGCUACGCGGCCGGCGCGACCGCGCCCACCAGCAGCAGCGGGUGCACCGACAGCGUGGCGCCGGAGCUGACGUGUCAGGAGCAGCUGGAGGGGCGGUGCAGCCCCGAGCGGGGCGCAGCCGAGGCGCUGGCGGCGCUGCCGCGCCCGCCCUCGCCGGCGGCCUGCCUGCGCGAGGCCAACCGCAGCGCCCAGGCGCCGCCGCUGCAGCCAUUCUGCACCCCCAAGGCAGCCAUGUAUCAGUUCGGCAGCCCCCUGUGCAGCCCCGCACGGCCCAGCAGCCUGUCGCCACCUGGCGCCCACCUGGCCGGCGGCAGCCCGCUGGCGACGCCCCAGCCGCCGCUCAGCUUGUCCGGCGCCGCCGCGGCGCCCCCCUCGCCGCCGCUCGUCACCCUGUCUCCCCGCAUCCUCCACGCCGGCCUGAUGCGGCCCUGCAGCGUCAGGCUGACUGGCUCAGGCAAGCGCGGGGGCCGUGCACCGCCGCUGUUUGCGCCACCGUUGCGCCUGUGCGGCGACCGAAUCACUCCCAUCCCCCGCACCCUGUUCUCCACGCUCUCACCCGACAAAGGCGCCGCCCCGGCAGGCGCCGCCGCCGCCGCCCCGGCCCGCCUGGGCCACGGCCCCGCGGCGGCCUUCCCGCUGCUCCCCGAGCCGCCACGCCCGCACAGGGCGGCUCCCGCGGCCCGCACCGCCAGCGCCGACAGCGCCAACCGCCAGCCUCAGGCUGGGUCCUGGCAGCGCGAGCUUUCGUUUGCCGACCUGCUGACGGCGCACCGCCCGGUGGCGGCGCCGCUGCCGGCGGCCCCGCGCCCACCCGCCUCGCCGCCCCGUGCAGCGGAGCUGGUGGCUGAGAUGGCUGUCACGCCCCGCAAGCGCGCCCGCAAGAGCCUGGCGCCGCUGCGCGCGGCCGCGUGCGAGGGCGAGGCGGCGCAGCAGCAGGCUGGCGCCGCCCCUGGCCCGCCCCUGCACGGCAGCUGCCAGGGCGAGAGCGACGGCGACUCGUCUGGGCUGCAGGAGGAUGCCGCCCUCAGCACACCGCGCAAGCUGCCAAGGCGCAAGUAG
Chlorella variabilis is the source of this 1212-nucleotide messenger RNA. Its product is annotated as expressed protein. NCBI's taxonomy places the organism in Eukaryota, Viridiplantae, Chlorophyta, Trebouxiophyceae, Chlorellales, Chlorellaceae. The record is from RefSeq and is a predicted model, not a curated record. The transcript is spliced from 5 exons. Bases 1 to 1212 code for a protein of 403 amino acids.